Paramecium sonneborni is the source of this 572-nucleotide messenger RNA. The record is from the annotation of a GenBank genome assembly. NCBI's taxonomy places the organism in Eukaryota, Ciliophora, Oligohymenophorea, Peniculida, Parameciidae.
AUGAAGUUUCGAUCCCACAAAUAUCUCUGCAUCCAAAAUUUUUUUCAUAAAAUUAAUUAGGCGGACAAGGUGGACAAAUAUUGUUUAUAGGUGAUUUAUAAUGACAACUUGUACAUUGAUUUGAUUUUGGCCCUGUGCAUGAACUACAUGAUGGGUAGCAUUAAAGAUUUGAGAUAAAUAUAUUUCUAAUUGAAACUUAUCCAUUAUUUGUAUUUGAUGAUGUAAAUUAUAUUGAACUAAUAUAAGAUUGUUCAUUUAUAAAAUUAACAGUUCUAACUUCAUAAGCAGUUUCAUCACAAAAUCCAUUUGUUUGCUAAUAAUCAGUAGGAGAAGUGUAAUUAUAUAAAUAUGAAAAUUAGUCUGUCAUAAUUGUAACAGUUUGCGAUGCCCAGGUACCUUAAAAAUAUAAGUCCACUGAAAAAAAAUAUCGAUAGCUUAUCGAAAAAAGCGAAUAACUCUUAGCUGAUGGAAAUAGACUGUCAAGGGUAACAUAGCUUGAUGGAGGUAUAGUGCAAGUUAUAAAAUUAGCUGUUUCUUGUUUGGAUGGCAAUAUAAAGUACCCCGAUUAUUGA